AGCAACCAAGAAAAGAGGCCCUCCCUCCCCUCAUCAUUAUUCCUUUCUUUGUUUUCAGAAGUUCAUCCAAAGAAGUGAAAGAACCUUUCUCUGCUUAUAUAUUAACUCCUAGCCUACAUAAGGAGUGUUUUCUGUACCCAUCGGGGAGUUCAGAGACGGCUGCUGCUGCCGUUUAACUUUGAUCACUAUGCCUGGUUUUCCUUUCCCCAUCCUUUUCUUCAAUGGCAAACUUAGUCCAAGCAAAGAGUUUCAAUGGUUAGCAUCUGGGUUUCUUGGAAUCAUCGUCUGCAAAAUUGUUUAUGAUUUAACGGGUUCUAUCAGCUUUUAUUGCUUCAAGGGAUAUCAAAAACUAAGUAGUAAACAAAGAGUUGAAUGGAACAACAGAGGAUUCUCAACAUUCCAUGCUCUCAUUGUAGCUGUGAUUUCUUUCUACCUCCUACUGUUUUCAGAUCUUUUCAGUGAGGAUUCUCAAGAUACUUUGAUCAUUAAUAGGACAUCCACAUUGUCCAACACAAUUUUGGGGUUCUCCAUUGGCUACUUCCUGACCGACCUGGCUAUGAUAAUUUGGUAUUUUCCAGCUUUAGGAGGUCUGGAGUAUGUAAGUACAAAAUUGCAUGCUAGACAUUAGUGGAACACCAUAUUAACAUAUAUUUGUGUGGGUGUGUGGGAUUAUGUUUCCUUGGAACCUUGCUUUUAUUUCUUUCAGUAUCAUAUUGUUGCUGCAGUGGAUUUGGCUUAAAUCUGGUAUAACUGAAUUUAAAGAAUCAAUGUAAUCAAUAUUUACCUUCUUCAAAAUUAAUAAUUGGUGUUUUCCUCUCUACCUUUCAUGUGGUUUAAAAGUUCAUCAGAGCUUGUAUACUUUGUUUGCCUCCUAUGUUUUACUCAGGUCCUACACCAUGGGCUAUCAAUGUUUUCAAUGUUUCUCUCCCUCAUUAGUGGUCAAGCACAGAUGUACAUACUAAUGACACUCUUCUCAGAGUGUACCACCCCUUUUGUCAACCUAAGAUGGUACUUGGAUGUUGCUGGAAAGAAGGGCUCUAUGAUUUACAUCUUCAAUGGCAUUGCUUUGUUCUUCGGGUGGUUGAUCGUGAGAAUUUUUCUCUUCAUCUAUUUCUUUGCCCACAUGUUUGGCCAUUUUGAUCAAGUGAAGCAAAUGUUUCCCCUGGGAUUCUAUAGUUUGCUUACAAUACCUUUCUUGUUGGCAACAAUGAACAUGUUUUGGUUUUGGAAGAUUACCAAAGGUUUGAUUAAAACUCUGACCAAAGCAAGACAUAGUCAAUGAUCCAAAAGCUAAAUAUGUAUGUUCAUGGUGGCCGUGUAACAUUGGAGGAUGCUACAGAAGACGAUCUCUACACUAAAUUGCAAACUAUUGCUGGUUGUUUACCACUGUGAAGUGUGAAUCAAAUGAGAUAGUCAAUUCACUUGUAACCCUAACUAUGAAGGCAAGCAACAUCAUAUUUUGGGUUGGAGAAGAAAAUAUAGUUGGGCAUUAAGGUUUGAUUAAGGUCAUGUUUGGUUGGUAGUGUGUGUCUAUAUA
Messenger RNA from Rubroshorea leprosula, 1537 nucleotides. NCBI's taxonomy places the organism in Eukaryota, Viridiplantae, Streptophyta, Magnoliopsida, Malvales, Dipterocarpaceae. The record is from the annotation of a GenBank genome assembly.